Messenger RNA from Varroa destructor (honeybee mite), 3705 nucleotides. RefSeq lists its product as uncharacterized. Lineage: Eukaryota; Metazoa; Arthropoda; Arachnida; Mesostigmata; Varroidae. The record is from RefSeq and is a predicted model, not a curated record.
ACAUUUUGGGCUGAAAAACAUAAAACAAGUUUGAUCUGAACGUUUUACUUUGGUCUGUCGAACUAAUCUGGCCGGCGGACGCCAGGUGCGAAGAGCGUUCGCGACAGAGGCACAUUGGGCCAAGCGAUAAGCACUAUACGAAGUAGCUGCAUUUACCUUGAAUGGCCUAAACUAUCGCAGAAGUCUGUCUCUCUGUGAGCGGUAGACUAAAGAUCAAAAGGAAAACACAUAAAUCGACACUGAACGGGCUACAGGAGAUCGAAAGGUCUAGUCUGAGCAAGGUUUAUGAGCGGGACAGCUACUGUCUGCGGGAAAUUCGCGGGUUUCGUCUUGGCUACAUCAUAACGAUGUUACUGUGACAACAGCGGCAGCGACACCAAAGAAGAUCAGAUCUUGGCACGAUUUGAUGCAAGACUUUUGACAAUUUGUUUGUUUUUGUGCAGGUACGAGCGGCAUAUACCAUAGGGAGAGCCGAAACUGUUUGCUUCAUUUACGAAGGUCCUUAAAAGGUCGGAAGCGGUGGUGAAAUAGGGGGUGUGCUCAAUUCGAUGUUUGCGAUAAGAAUUGACCACGUGACUACUACAGUAAUGGUUAUGUUCCACACUCCGAAAAGCCCGGCCCUUUAUGUUCGUUUCCGCCAAACGCUAGCCAGACAGCGGCCCAAGCUGCUCAAGUAAUACGCAGUCGGACUGUAGCUGUGCUGUUGGUCCUGACAGGCCUGUACAGUGAAGCCGUAGCUGAUAGGAACGUUGGAUGUCCUAGUUGAACAGCUAGCGAAUCCUUUGGCACGUUGCCAGUAGCGAUGUUGGGAAAGUGGUCUGAAGGUUGUGCUUGAGAAACAGUGUCUUGUCAGAGCAGGCGUCCAAGGAAAACAGUGCACAGGGAAAAUCUGAUGGUUGUCGCAGCGCUGAGUGACCGGUGGAGGAAACUGAUGAGCCAAUUAACCAUUGACACUUCAUCCAAUAGCAAGAUAUCAUUAAAUACCCGUGAGGAGUUAAGGGAAGCGCUCCACAAUGAAUCAACACGGAGCUACGCGAGCACCUUCGAUAUCACCGAUGACAUCGGUGUUCUGGAGGACUCCGUCUUCGAAACAGGGAAUCUUGCACCAGGCAUAUCGGGGUCCGGUUUGUUUCCGGCUCAGCUGCGCAAAAUGGUCCUCAGGACCCUGUUUAUAAUGGUGGCAGCUUACCUUACUGUCCUUGUGUUAAUGGUUGGCGUAGCCAUUCUCGUUGACGAAGUCAGAUAUUAUUUAACAACGUAUAGGACAAUCGCAUACCUCUUAUUUUUGCUCCUGCCUCUUGUUCACUGUAUAUGGAUGCUGCGUUCGCCUGCAAGAUCCACUUUCGUAUUGCCGCUAUUUGUGAUUAUUUUAGGCUACGUCGAGUCUGUUCUCUCUUGCGUUUACAAUACGUACUGUAUUUUCAUAACAAAUGUCGUCUGUUUGGCGACUUGCACGCAAACUAUUCUUCUCUCGUACGGUGGAGUCGAGUUGAUUUCGAGAAGGACCCUCGUUUUUAUUUUGUUUCUGCAUGCCGUCAAUAUGAUCGUCGUGUGUGUUACCAUCUGUUCAACAACUUUAUGCUCGCAACUAGAUCUGGCCGUAGCCGCAGCUGCGGUUGUUGUCCUGCCGGGUGUGAUAGCCUUCAAAAUUCGCAUCAUUAUCAAGCAUUUCUCGCCGAGCAAUUAUGUCUAAGUUGUGCACAUCUAAAUAGAGUCCCCUACAAGCAUAUGUUCAUAGUCAGUGUACAUAUACAUUUAUUGGGAGAUGUAAAAUAGGUCUAAACGUCUAUUCCGCCCCCUAUCGUAACGCGUCAAUAUGGACUCAAUAAUGCCGCGGUGGGUCGGAGUCGUAGAAAAAGUAAUGACAAGAUUUCCACGUUAGGACAAGCUAGAGUUUUGAUAACGGCUAGCACUUGAAGAGAGCCAAUGUCCGGCGGGUACUACGCACUAGGCGUAUCUGAAUUUUUCGUGGCCAUUCCGGCAAACUAUGUACAUUGCCAUACCUAAGGCACCCAGAUAGGAAUACGAAUGCCAAAUAUACAAUUGACCGCAUGUAGUGAGAGCUUGCAGAGCACAGAGAGUACAUAUUAACUAGAUGCUUUACUUUGCUUAGGAGCACGCUAAACUUUUCAAAUUCCUUUUCCUCAAAGCCACUUGUUGGUUCACAGCUUCGUCCUCAAACAAGCAAAUGCGAGAAUACAGGAGUAUUCGAACAAGGAAAAAUAGUGGGGUGCUGAGGGGUAACUCCCACUUUUAUUCGUCAUCUACAGUUCAUACGGUACUAAAAUAACGUAGUCUGAUCGCUCUGUAGGUGUAUGGUGCCACCUGUCUAAAGGGUAUCAUAGCGGGAAUUAUCCUUACGAGCCAAUUUCAAGGUAGAUUUUUUAGACCUGUUGCUCGUGCAUUUCUGGAACUAAUGUGUGCAGUGUGCCCGUUGAUGAAUGGAACUAAAACAAAACAUUUCGUAGAAUCUAUAAAGUAUACGUGUGAUUUCGCUAUUAUGAGCACUACAAAGCUUUUGCCUUCUAUUAAAGCACCGACGACGUAAAACGAUUACCAGCUUCACUAAGAAACUUUUGUGACUAACGAUGGCCGUAGACUCAAGUCGUGCCUGCGAUACCCCCGAACGACGUAGGCCAUUGUUAAAGCAAUGAAUUUACCUAUUCAUAAAUGAGUCAUGCGUUUUAAUGGCGACUAUACGUUACAAGUAAUUCUGCGUAUUUACGAAAAAAAAAAAAAAUUAAUAGAUUCAUUGUCAGACGGCCCCUAGGAAGGCAACUGUGCAAUUACGAUACUGUCACAUGAAGGCUUACGAAACUGUGACAGUCGUGGAUGGAAUUAACACGAUGAAAAAGAUACAAUAAAGUGGUUUCUAUAUUUUAUUACCUGUUCUUGUUAUUUUACAUACAGUGCUUCGUCAUAGAUUUCAUAGGAUCAAUAACAAGGUUUACUCGCGCUCACCUUUACCCACUGGCAAGUUGGCCCUGUUUAUGUAGUACCACAAUGGAGGUUUGACCACGAUCAUAAAUAAGAUUUAAAAACUGUUUCCAAAAUUGCUUUCAUCAACCAAACCCAGUAGCACGUACUUAAUUUGCACGAAAUUUAAGACAAAAUCGUUGUAUAAAUCGAACAGGAUUACAUUGUAUAGAACGUCUGUCAACUGAAAUAUCUACUGAUCGGAGAAACGACUAAUUUCUUUGUACCUGUAGACAUUGUCGCCGCCUAAUAAACAUGGUCCUGCUGGUCUCGUUUAUGCUGGCCGCAGUUUUGCAACUUGUUCCAUGAUAGGAAGAAUUAUGCGACAUUGUACAAUUUCGGAUCCCCAUUAUGUCUUUAUAACAAAUGAGAUGCCUUUCGUUCCAUAGAACAAAUCCCUUCGCGAAGGGCUGACGCCACAGGAUGACUACCUCAGAGCCGUAAGGCAAGUGCUUAUUCGGAGAACACCCACGAACUCCGAACUCUUAAGUAAUCGGCCUUUGAGCUCCAACCAUGUCUCUGAAACUCUGUCUUUCACGGAUAUUCCAGACACGGCAACAAAUUCUUGAUUGUGACAAACGACAGUGACACACCUGUUACCUGCUUACCGGUUCGUUAGUGUUCGACAUCGUCGUGGGAGCUCAUGAACGGAUAAACGCAACUGUAAUAAACACACUGUUUCCCAAGUACUGCGCUAUGCUCUGUCAACUACGGUCGUUCUGUACAAAU